GCUAAUGUUUUGUUUUUGGGGCUAGCUUAGCAUCCACAUGAAUGUUUACAUCGACUGUCACUGUCACAUCUCCUCUGGGGAGUUUGACAAGGACUUGGAAGAAGUGAUUGAGAGCUCAAAAAAGGCUGGGUUAUUAGCAGUUCUAGCCGUAGCUGAGCAUUUUGGAGAGUUUGAGAAGAUCAUAGAUCUGUCAAAAAGGUUUCAAGGGUUUAUUUUUCCAUGUUUGGGAGUUCAUCCUGUUCAAGAGGUUUCCCCAGAACAACAGAGAAGUGCCACUCCACAGGAUCUAGACGCUGCUUUGCCGAUCAUAGAGAAGUACAAAGACCAGCUCGUUGGGAUUGGAGAGGUUGGUCUGGAUUUCACCCCUCGUUUCGUGAGCGGAGACAAAGAUAAAGAAAACCAGAGACAGGUCCUCAUCAGACAAGUGGAGAUCGCCAAACAGCUGGAGCUCCCAGUAAAUGUGCACUCUCGAUCGGCAGGACGACCCACCAUCCACCUCCUCAAAGAGCUUGGAGUGCAGAACGCUCUGCUUCACGCCUUCGAUGGAAAAACAGCUGUCGCCAUGGACGGAGUCAGAGCCGGAUUCUAUUUCUCCAUCCCUCCAUCUAUAAUACGAAGUGAACAGAAGCAGAAACUGGUGAAAUGUCUUCCUCUGGAGAACAUUUGUCUGGAGACGGACUCGCCGGCACUCGGUCCAGAGAAACAGGUGAGGAAUGAGCCCCAGAACAUUCGAGUAUCGGCCGAGUUCGUGGCUAAAGUCAAAGGAGUUUCUGUGGAGAGAGUGAUGGAGGUGACCACUGAGAACGCCCUCAGACUCUUCCCCAAACUCAGAACCAAAAUAAGACUUUAACACAUCGAUAAGGAACUGGAUUUAUCACCACGAUUAUGAAAAAAUAUGAAAAAUGUACUGUACAUUAAAUAUAAUGAUAAUAAGGUGUGUGGUUAUGAAUGAAAUAUGAAAAAUACAGUGGACAUGAGGGGACACAGGGGACAUACAGGGGACAUAUGGACAUACACUGGAUAUAUGGACACAUGGAACAUGAGGACAUACAGGGGACAUGAGGACACAUA
Periophthalmus magnuspinnatus is the source of this 1071-nucleotide messenger RNA. RefSeq names its product putative deoxyribonuclease TATDN3 (gene tatdn3l). The record is from RefSeq and is a predicted model, not a curated record. The coding region runs from base 38 to 850 and encodes 270 amino acids. Gene Ontology annotation, molecular function: hydrolase activity, acting on ester bonds. The transcript is spliced from 10 exons. Lineage: Eukaryota; Metazoa; Chordata; Actinopteri; Gobiiformes; Gobiidae.